AUGGAGAAAAAUCCUUUAAUGGAGGCUGCUCGAAAAGGAGACGUCGAGUUCUUACUCCGAUCAACGGAAUCAGAUCCAACUCUUCUUGAAGUUAUCAUCAUCAACGGCCAAGAAACGCCGUUACACGUUGCCUCCAUGUACGGACACUUGAGUUUCGUCAAGGAAAUGCUAAACCUAAGAGAGGAUCUCGGAAGAGAGGUGAACAAAGAUGGAUUCACGCCUCUUCAUAUAGCAGCAUCAAUGGGUCACGUUGGGAUUGUUAAAGAGCUUUUGGAGAAGCUAAGCGGUGAGAUAUGUUUGAUCAAAGGUAAAGAGAGAAAGAUUCCUCUUCAUUACGCUGCUAUGAGAGGUAGAGUUCGUGUUCUUGAUGCGUUAGUGUCUUCGAAUCCUCAAUCUCUUGAAGAAGUCACCGCUCGUGGUGAGACCGUGCUUCAUCUUGCGGUUGGGCUUUGUCAGUUUGAUGCGUUCGUUGCUUUGUUGGAAUGUCUUAAAGAGUUUGAUAAGCUUUGCGUGUUGAAUAAGCAAGAUUAUGGUGGGAACACUGUCUUGCACUUAGCUGUUCAAAAACGACAGUUUGAGGUGGUUGACUUGUUGCUUGGCUCUAAAGAUUCUAGUAACACACUCCCAAUAGAUUUCAUUGAAGUGAACUCUUUAAACUCUAAUGGCUUCACACCUCUUGAUAUGUUACUUCACUGUGGAAGUGAACCAGAAGACACAGAGAUUCAUCAGCUCCUCAUCCAGGCAGGAGCUGUACGAUCUAGAGAUCAAAACACAAUACAACCAGCAACAACAACAACACCAUCAGAAGAAUCACUGAUGACACAUAAGCAAUGGAUUGAUUACUUCAAGCACAAGAAAGACAGAAUCCCUCCUAACGAAGUUCGCAGUGUCUUACUAGUUAUCGCGAUUCUGAUAGCCACAGCUACUUAUCAAGCCGCACUAAGUCCACCUGGAGGUAUCUGGCAAGAAGAUUAUUACUGCAUUGGUAGAUACUGUCAAGAGAGUGAGACAAAAGGAAACAAAACCAAACCGGUUUACUACGCAGGAACAACUAUAAUGGGAUCAAAGAGUUGGAUUAAUUAUGGCAUUUUCAUCUUCUUGAACUCGGUGGGUUUUUUCACUUCUAUUGAACUAAUCUCGUUACUCACAAAAGGUCUCCCUUUCUACCUUGAGCUACAAGUUUCAUUGACUGCUCUUGCCUUGACCUAUGGAUUUGCAAUGGCUGCACUUUCUCCUAACUUCGGUCUAGGCUUGUUCUUCAUGGUGAUCUCAGUGGUAUUACCCUUCGCGGUUGCUAAAAUCCCGAGUUUAAUCCGUAAACUUGCCAAGAAAACAAGAGUCUUUCCUCUUAGACGUACUACUCCAACAACACCAACCUCAUAAGAUCCUAAGCUUUCUUGAUAUUUUUGUGGCUUUCUUGUCAAUAUUAAUUGCUUGUGUGAGCUCUAACAAGUCACAGUCUAUGAGCCUCAUUCAAAUUUGUCUUUAUCGUUACACUCUCUGUCUCUGCUCUGCACAUGUUCUUU
Eruca vesicaria subsp. sativa (arugula) is the source of this 1526-nucleotide messenger RNA. Lineage: Eukaryota; Viridiplantae; Streptophyta; Magnoliopsida; Brassicales; Brassicaceae. The record is from the annotation of a GenBank genome assembly.